UAAAAAGAAGACUUGAUGGAUUGGGAGAAAUAUCAAGGCCUCAGUGAAGCCAGUCUCCGACUGAUGCUGAGAGAAAGCCGAAGUUUCCCCGAGAGACGACGAUUGCGAGCGAUCCUAAAAAACUUUGCAUCUGACCCCAAGCCUGCCAAUGAAGGGGAUCCAGUUUCAGUGUGUAAUGGGGUCAAUGUGAGGACAUCAAUAUUCUGGACACCAAAAACUGACCGCCUCGUGCGUGACUAUGACAGGCGAAAGACUAUAACCAUCUGCCUGGGAGCAUUCCAUGAGGCUACCACUGAUGACAGCGCCAUCCACAUCAGCCCGACGCCAUCCUGCCGGCCACUGGUCAGAUGCAAGAGUUACACCAGCACUUUACACAUUGACCUACCUGAGGUCAGUGCCAGCAGUGAACUUCUCAGCAGUCGUGUAAGCAGCAUCGACCAAAUGGCCGCCACGGCUGGUCAGUCCAGACCACUGGCUACAAACAGUGACCUCCCUUCCAGUCUGGACUUGAGGAGAUCGUCUUCUGGUUUCGCUUCCUACCGGGUCAUUAGACGGAGCUCUCAGAUGCUUUCAGACAGCGGUCCUCUCGUGCCCACCAGUGGAAGCACAUCCCAUGGUUCAGCCUCCUCCCCACUGUUACAGAUUGCCGGCGACAUCAGCGGCUCACUGUUAACACUGAAACGCAACAACGCGCGAAGAACACCAACGGACUUACUCUCUGCGACUCUGGACACUAAUAACACCCACGCCAAACGACCAGCCGCUAAUCUAGAAAUUUCAUCUACAAACUCAUCUACAAAUUCUUCAACAAACGUAUUGACAAAGACUGCAGAACCUGUCGAUAUUUCCAUGUCGUCAUCACAUUCAUCGGUUCAGGAUUCUUCAGAAGUUUCACGUCUGAAAGACAAUCGCGUACAGGAGACUUCUACAGACUCCACAAACAUGGGUAAGAUUGACGCAAGGGGAGAUGACUCUCGCGAAUCGCUGAGUUCCAUGCCCUUGUCUCAAAGUCCUAGCAGACGUGACAGUUCAUCUGACAACUUAGAACGCAGACGAAAGUCGAAGAUGUUUUCUGAAUUGAUAGAAGUAGGCAGACAACUCUUGUCCGAGUCGGGGGAUUUCUUAGCUGACGGUUCUUAUGUAGUAACUCUUCAAAACCUUGAUUCAGCACCAAGGCAUCAAAAUCAACAAAACAGUCAACUUAGUGCAAAUAUUAUUACGGAACUGGAUAGGACCGGAUUUCUUCCGGAAGCUAAUCAACAGGAAACUGACCAGUCCUUGCCGGAGCAACGGACAAAAAGCAGAUUUUUAUCAUCUCUGUAUAGUGGCCAGGAAAAAAUUAAGAGCUUCAUCAACAAAGGUAGAAACCAACUAAAAGCUCACGAGCUGUCCAUGAGGCUAAAUCCACGGGCUGGACAACCGACUGGCCACUUGGACAGUUUGGCCAAAGAAGGGUUAAGAAACAUUUCCAACGAAAAGCCUUACUACUUGUCCGAGGGAGGAGAUAAACAGGGGAUAGAUAGUGACGAGAUGAGUCAGAGAGUAUCACCUAUCACUCCCGGUGUGCCUGUUUCGGCAGACGACGCACACAAAACCGGUCCGAUUGGCGGGAAAAGCUCGUCGCGUGAGGAAGAUAAUCUCAUUCACAAAUCGUUACCUACCGCUGACGUCAGCUCAGCGCGUGAACAUUGGACAAACAGAGACGAGAGUGUAGCGCAGUUGAAUUCGAGGCUGAGAGACAGACUUGAGUCGAAUCAGACGACAAAACUGUCAGUUGACACUUUGGGACGCAGACUAUCCUCCUCUUCGGACGACGUGUUCACUCCGGGAAGCUCAUCGGACACAAGGCUAUGGUCAUUCAAUUACUCUUCGGGGGACUCAAAACCAUUUUCAAAUUUCGAGUUCUCCGACCUGCCUCAUCUUAAGAGACCACAGAGUCUCUCCCCGGCUUCCACAGCGGCGGCGUCUCGAUGUGGAACCCCAACUCUGAGCGGAAGCAAGACGUCUGCGCUGCCUGAACUAGGUCACAUUUCUGACCGGAGGCGAUUUUCUCUACCAGACGUCAUGGAGGUCAAGGCUAAAGUUCAGGGUGCCUUGAAAACUGCAGCAGACAUUCACCACAAGUACAGUUCAGGGAGAUUAGGCCCGCUGGAUAGGGCGCCCAGACCCCGUAGCGGAUCUCAACAUUUCAAGAGUGAUAAGCCUUUGACUGUGUCCCACCCGAGUCCUCGGACAACGAAACCUAAAGACGCGUGUCCAGUGUCACACAACAACGCAACAACGAAAAAAACAUCAAAAUCAUACUUGCUGACUAAAGAUAAACACGGAGAAUCAAUGGUCACUGAACUGACCAAUGACGAAUUGCCCAGUCCAAAGGCGAAGACAUCAGUCCUGGAUAAAACUGAUGUUAAUGUCGCGACUUCGCUGGACGGUAAAAGAUCCACCCCGAAAAGAGCUGGCUCUGACGUUGUUGACUACAAAGGAACUCAGAGAGCGUCAUUUCCGGUGACGUCACAUACUUCUGCCACAUCGAAAGGAUUAAAAGAGCGGCCAGCUACAACUGGUCAGUUGGAACAAUCUCAUGUGGACAACAAGAGACAGGACAAUAUGAAGGACAUUGACAGGAGUCUUUCUCUAAGGAGAGGGAGCGAAAAAGGUACAAGUAAAUUGGUCAGUGGUCAGCUGGGACGCAGAGCCUCGGAGUAUUCUCCUGUAAUUGGUGGACGCAGUGGGCCUAAGAUAAGUCCAGCCCAAAGUGCAGUCAGCUACAAGGGCAUCACAAGCCUAACAGAACUCCAAAAUCUGUUGACACAUACGGAGGAUUCUAACGAACGUAACAACAUACGAAACGUGAUCCGACAUCUUCGACAGCUGCCUGAAAGUGAGCAGCUCAAGAAAGGGAAACCUGGACUCGAGAAAAGCAGUGCUGGAGUAGGUCACGCUCGUGAACCUGGAGCAGACGUCAAACGUUCAACCUCGACGUUUCUACCCUCCACAUCUUCACCGACACGUACACAAAGUCUAAGGACAUCUGGGAGCAGGUCCAGCAACGGUCUUAAACUUGACAACGGCUCAUCCCACGAGCCGGCACCUAGCCCAUCAAGCGCAUCAGUCUCAUCCUUCAGCCUCACCACUAACUCGCCUUCGUCCAGCGUCAAAGCAUCUCAGUCGUCUCCCAGGCAAAACAACAACAACAGCGCCAGACCUAAGCCCACUGUCCGACAAUCAUUGGCAGCCAAGAGUGAUCACUCUAAAUCACAUGAGGACAAAACAUAUAAUGAUAACUUAGAGGGUAGCAAAGCUUCCGAUGCUUCCAAAGUGUCACAAAAGACUGACCUCGGAGCAGAAAGCUCCAGCGUUUUGGAGCAGGUCAAAGCUAAACUUGAAUCCAGAAGAAAUAGCUCUAAUAAUGAGUUAAAAACUCCAGACCACCUAAGGUCCACUCUGACCAAAUCUCUUGCAACACCUCUGGAAACCCCAAGCUCAGAUGAUGUGUUUAGCUUCCCAGAGUCGAAAAAGACACAGGACACGUCUGAGGAUCAAAAUUUACGACGAGGGUCAACCGGUGGUGAGCGAUACAGAGAGGCCCGCCAUCACAUUUUGAAACUAUCAGGACUAACAUAUGGACAGAAGCCUUCCUUGACCACAGAUCAUCUGUCACCUACAGCAGAAGUUAAAGCUGACAUUGUACGUUCUAUUGAGGCAGCAAAGUCUCCCCAUGAAAUUAAAACUCUUACAAAUGAAAAAUCCAUUAAAAAUUCUGAUUCCCCCCUCAGCACUCAUUCCUCCAAAGGGCAGUCCAAACAAGGCGACGACUUAGAUGCUGAGUAUAAAACAUCUCCCCAGAGUAUAAUUCCAAAGGCUGUAGGAUCGGUAACCGACAAAAAGGAGCCACUUCAUAAGCAAAUACCACCAGAUGAACUUUUGAAUUUAUCUGACAGUUCGGGUAAACCCGUUUCUCAUGGAGUUAAAGAUGACGUAAGGAAGACUGGUCAACUUAGCCACGUGACAAAUGAAGAACAGAAGAGGACUCCUAAAACGAGUACAAUUUCUACACUCAAGUCUGGCGCCGUGCCGGAGACGCCAGUCAAGAGAACUAGAAGUCUUUACACACCUGGUAAGUCUUCACUGGACAGUAGAAACAAAAACGUUGACUUGACGGACAUGUCCACCAUUGAAAGUGUUGUAAUCACUGCUAGAGCCAUUUGUGAGAAACCAACGGAAGAUCUAAAGCAAUCAGAUAGUGACACCUCUGGUGAAACGGUGAUGCCAGUGUUAAAUUUGGUUUCAAAUAAUCAGAAUGACCAUUUGGAUUCUGUGAAGCCAGACUCGGUUCUGAAUACAACGCAGAAGAUGGAACCCAUACUUCACACUGUGGGCGUUACCAUUGCUUCAGAAACUGUGGAACUUCCUUCCAAACCGACGCUCACCAGAUCUCGGCCAGUAGGUCGAAGUCUCACAGAGUCUCGUACGUCUCGUCCGGAAAUGUACCGCGACGACCGUUUCCUUGCUCGCAUUGAUGAGAACGCGGAGCUCCACAAGGAUAACAGCGUGGAGAUGCACCAACAUGAACCUCAGCAGGAGAUCCUACAGCACCAUGAGCCACAGCAGGAGAUCCCACAGCCCGUUACAAGGCAGCGCAAAGUUGGCGUUAUCAUGACCGGGGCUCCACCAGCGAUGGAGUCCAAACCUGACAUCACAGAGGAUUGUCAAGUUGCUAGACAUCCCGGCUACGGUCUUCGCUUAGCACCUCAGGAACCAGAAGGCAGCCAUCUGAACAGUUUACUACGAGAUUUCCAACUACAGAAACCCGUGGACGAAGAAUCUCUCGUGGCUAGAAUGAAGCGAUUCUCUGCGCCGGCUCCAAACUAUGUCCAGAUGCAGGUAGCGUCGUCACAUUUGGAUGACCAGUCUAAAAGGCGACACUCGGAGAUCUACAACAAGCAAGAGGCCAUCAAAAUAGAGCAGGCGUUUUCUAGCCUGUUGGAGGACCUUGAAGUGGUCAGUGGGUCCGAGAGUAACAUCUCAGACCACGAGCACUCCGAAAGCGACGAUUCUUUAGCUUCCAGUCAUGAAUCGUCUGCCUCUCUGGACAGCUCUUACCAAACUCUUAAAACCCUGGGAAACAAAGAAUUACCAUCUUCACUUCCUUCAAAAUCUGAAGAACAGAAUAACGAACCUUUGACCUCUUAUCAGCACCAUGACCUCACCAGUACACACCAUACGGAUAUAACCACAUCUGACAAAGUCAAGGACUAUCACAAGGAUGGACUGUCCAGCAUGUCCCAAGAAGACAGUGGAAUAGCUCUAUCUCCAGAGGAAUUACCUCAGAAGCAGGACAAUGUAGACAGAAGUAACCUUGCGGAGGAAUCACAGCCUGCAGCGGAUUCAAGGUCAGCCUCAUCAGCAUCACAAGAAACCUGUACAGAUCUUACCGACGGAGCUAUUAUGACCGGGGAGCGCUUGGACCAGUCAGAACCUCACUCUGCCAUGGAAACGAUCAGCUCCCACUCCUCCACGACCACAGCAGUCCUCCAGCUGGCCCCCACCCCUCAGAUAUCCCAAGAGACGAUUGGAACCAGGACGUUCCGCGUGAACCAGGACAAAGACGGGGGCAUCACUCUGCAAGCCAGCGCGGAGGACGAGAACCAGAACCGGGUCGUGACGGUGCGCACCCUCAAGCAGCGCACACCCAGCGACGCAGACGAGGAGCUCCGCGACAAGAUCGUCCAGAAGAAGAUGGUCUCCCCUGGCGGAACUGUCUUAGAGGAGAAGGCGGUGGUGCAGACCAAGAAGAAGUUGACCUCCAGGGGGUCAAACUACUACACCAGGAGCACCUACACGACGAGAACCAAAAGAGACAAACACGGACAGGAGACGGUCGAGCACAAUGUCUCUGUAGAGACGGAGAACAAAUCCGUGAGUCAAGGUCAGUCUUGGGGCAACAAGGUCGUGACCUCGGUGACCUUGGACGAAGGAGGUAACCCUGUGUUGUCGGAAAACGAGAACGACCGAAAGACUGACGCCAAAUUGGCCAUCACGAACAAAGCAGAUGGAGCCGGGGAAGUCUCUGGGAUAGCGCCCUCCUUGACAGCGGUUUCACCAACAGAAAUGAUCAAGGCCAUAGCAUCAGUCAAAGUUGAAGGACCACCGGAAAUAACGCAGCCUUUGACUGACGUCACAUCUCUUGAAGGGAAACACGUCACCUUGUCUUGCGGCAUUAGGUCCACGCAGACGACCCAUGUCACGUGGUACAAGAAUGACGUAGAGAUCACCGAGGCUGACCUGUACGCGUGCCACUACGACGAGGAAGAGGGUCGAGCGACAUUGAGAAUCCCGGACGCAACCAUAUUUGACACGGCCAGCUACAGCGCCAUCUGCCAGAAUUCUUUGGGCGAAGCCAGGACUACCUGCUCAGUGGUCAUUAAAAGAAGGUAUGAAAAAGUACCAGCCAUCGCAAAGGGCCUUUCUGACUUGUCAGUCGGCGAGGGUCACUCUGUCCACCUGGUUUGCUCUAUCCUUGAUGCUGCCAGCACAGCGUGGUUCAAGAAUGGGAAGUUGCUCGUUCCAUCUGUCGAUGUCCAGCAGGUGUAUGAUGGGAAGGAGGCUAGCCUUAACUUCAAUGAGGUGCUCCUAGAGGAUGCUGGUUGCUACGAGUGUGUUGCAACAAAUGAUUGUGGGGAAUCUAGCACUUCUUGUACCCUGGUAGUCACUUCCAGUGGUUCAGAGAAUACAGUGGUUCCCGUGUUCCUCACCAAGUUUUCGGACAUACAGAUAUUGGAUGGUGAGAAUGUGACCCUAGAGUGUGAGGUCAUUGGUUCUCCAGAACCCAACAUUACUUGGUGGAAAAAUGGACAUGAGUUGCCUGCAGAUCUAAGCUUUAGUGCCAACUAUGAUGGCAGAGUGUCCUGUCUACAGAUAAACAACAUGAAGUCUGAGGAUUCUGGGAUAUACAAAUGUACAGCAGAAAAUACAGCUGGUAAAGUUUCACGAGAAGCUAACGUGACUGUUUUAGUCAAGAGAGCUGCACACUUUGUGUCCAAACUUGAAGACGUCAACACAAGUCGGGGUAAAGCAGUGGUCCUCAGAUGUUCAGUGGCUGGUACUCCCCAACCUUCUGUGAGCUGGACAAAAGAUGGCAUCAGCAUUGGUCAGUCAUCCAAAUAUAUACAGUCCUAUCACAAUGGGGUAGCUCGGCUGGAGAUUUUGCAAGUAGUCAAAGAGGACUCAGGAAAUUAUGAAUGUGUGGCUGGAAAUGUGGUGACAGAAACAUCCUGUGCUAGUAGAGUUGUGGUCCUAGAUCCAGAAGCUCAAAGGUCUACCCAGGCACCUAUUGAUGAUCAUGUCAUCGAGACAUUGCCUAAAGUGACCAGGACAAGGACAUUUAAAAAGUUGUCAGAGCCACGGCCAUCAGAUAUCAUAACAGCUGUCAUUCAGAGAGCUUCCUCCAUGGAACUUCAAAGGACUCAUAGUCUUGAUCCAAGUUCUACGAUACAAACCGAGCUCAGUGCUAAUGUGGUCAACCAAAAUGACGAGAAGCUUAACUCCUAUGUGAGUAGCUCUACACCUGCACUGGCUAGUGAGAUCAGUGUGGUUCCAAGACCAGCAUCACUUGGGCAGCUGUCAAAGCCAGCAGUGAAUUCAAGGAGUUUGACCAGCCUUGAAAUACAGCCAAAGACUGACCAGACAAGUCCACUACCCCAGCUAGCUAAAGGGACCAACUUGGGUCGGUCAGUUUCGAUGCAUGUAGUUAGGAAUAAUAACCUUUUGUCCCCUGAUAACUCUCCAUUGACUACCAAGGUCACAUGGUCUCCAUCACGUGACCACUCAGGGAAGAGAGAAACAAUAAACAAAGCGACAUCAUUGGAGAUAAUCAACGAGUCCAAACCACUGAAUUCCAUUCCAGGCUACAGGCCUGUGUCACCUGUGUUCCUAACAUCACCUGACAAAGAGAAACCUUCAGUGUCACCUUUGGCUAGAAAUGACAUCACAGGUGGCAGUCUAGGUCAUGACCCUGCCACCAAAGACAUUCCAAAAAUUCCAAAGUCAGAACUAGAAAAUCAUUCAUCUUCUAAACUAAUUACUCCACUACCGGCUACCUCACAGUCAAAUCCAGCUCACGAGAUUUCACUUAAAAAACUUGGACCCAGUUCAACUUCGCCAUCACAUCCAGUCACUACCUCAUCCACUGAAAAUGACCAGCCAGCCAAACAGGAAGUGAAAGCACUGCCGAGGGUCAGCCAACUGAGGCUGCAGUUUUUACAAAAUGACUUGCAGGCUCAGCAGAGUAGACCACUGGCCAGUAGUGGGGCAGGAAUCAAAAGAUGGCACUCUCUGCCUCCUCAAGAUAUACGUCCCAAUGUCGUGAAGAGGGAUAAGCCAGCCCUUCCCACCCCAAGCGUCGCCAUGCCUUCCUAUGAUGAGAUCAACGAUGAGGAGGAACUCCAUAAGUUGAUGAACAGUACAGAAGAUUUUGAGGAGAGAAAGAAAAUACGUUCCAGGUUGAGGGAGAUCAGAGACAAGCAAAGAGAUGAGCUUGAGGCUAAGAGGAAGCAGAGGGAGGCAGAGGCAGAGGAUUUGGUGAAGAAGAAGUUUGAGAAAGCUGAAGAGGAGAAGAAGAAGAAAAUGGAGGCAUACAAACAGCAGGCGCCCACACACCAGAGAGACAGCAAGUAUCAUGAAGUCACACAGAAUCUCAUUGCUGAUAAAUACAAAGCUGCAGAGGAAGAGAAAGCCAAGAAACUAGCUGCUUACACCCACAUAGCAGAGACCACUGGUCCUGGAGGUGAAAAGACAGUCUCCAAGACAACAACCACCAGCAGCACAGAAAAUACUCCAGGUGGUGGUAUCAGAACAACAACCACCACAACCAAAAUAGAAUCAUCUUCAAAAGGUUUUGGGGGAACUUCUUACAGCAAGCCUGCAGAGGUGACAGCACAAGAACUUGCACAGAGACUCAUGGGUGCCUCAGGGCCAGGGGUCUCAGGAAGGAUAACUGUCAAGACAGAAUCCUGGAACAGUUCUGAUGGCCGGGUGGAAAAAUCUGAAAAAAGUCAAUCAUGGGGAGCUAAACCUCAAAAUGCAAUGGCUGCCUUCAAACAAAUGGACAAUGCAAAUGCACCUGCAGGAGGGGCCAAAGCAAAUGCCCUGGUGUCUGUGUCGCUGGCCAAGAAGGCUGCCAGCUCUAUGAAAAAGAAUAUAAUCACAAUAAAGCAAGAAUUGAUGAGCUUCUGUCAAGCUAAUACAGAAGAAUAUGAGGGUGUUGAAAUCACCAACUUUUCCUCCAGUUGGAACAAUGGCCUGGCUUUCUGUGCCCUCAUUCAUCAUUUCUUCCCUAAUGCAUUUGACUUCAACUCACUGGAGGCUUCCAAAAGAAGAUACAAUUUCACUUUGGCUUUUGACACUGCUGAGAAAGAGGCUGAUAUUGCCCCAUUGCUGGAUGUGGAGGAUAUGGUCAAGAUGAAAAACCCAGACUGGAAAUGUGUUUUCACUUAUGUCCAAAGCAUUUACAGGCACCUCAAGGACCAUGAAAAUAAUAAAGCCAAUCCCAUUGAACAGUAAAUGUCUUCAGGGCCUUAAUACUGCUGAGAGUUGACUUUAUAUUUGGCUCUAUUUUUGUUAGAUUCUGAGUCAGAAACUGUUUGCCUAGAAUACCUAAAUGUUGAUUUUUUUUUCUAUUUAACAGGGUAAAGAUAAAAAAAAAGAAAAUUAGCCAUUGCACUCUCUAGAUUCUUGCACACACUGUUGCAUAAUAGCUAUUUCUUAGUUAAUGUUUAGUUAGUAGUCUAGAUCUGUUUCAACUUAUUUUUAAGACUCGUUGAACUUUUUUUUUUUAAAUAAAUAAGACAGGAAUUGUAAAAUUAUAUGUCCAACUUAAAAGUUUAAUUUUUUUUUUUUUGUAGAACUUAAAAUUUGUUGGGCUCAUAUUUAAUUUGCAUUUUUGUAUUUUACUUUAAUGUGUGUAAAUUUUACUUUAUAAUUCAUCUUAAUAAACUUAAUUCAAAUUCACUUAUAGAGACUUAUAAAACUAUCAAACUUAUGUUAUGCAAUGUCAUAUUCAUUUGUAUUUAAUAUCUCUCUUUUAUUGUUUACAUUUAUUUGCAACAAAAGCUUUUAUUUUUGUUUCAAAGUUAACUGUGAUGACUGUUGCUUCUUAAGCAAUAUAUUUUUUAUACAAAACCAUUCUGGGUUUGUUUUUUUUUACAUUAUAAUAGUUUGAAGAACUUUUUAUGACAUUACCACAUUAGAUAAGUUUGAAGAACAACUUUUAUGACAUUACCACAUUAAAUAAGUUUGAAGAACUUUUAUGACAUUACCACAUUAGAUAAUUUGAAGAACUUCUAUGACAUUACCACAUUAGAUAAGUCUGAUUUGUAGAGUUUAUUAUAUUAGUAGUCAAUAAAGUGUUAAAAUUUACUAAAAUAGAAAAUAGUGUACAAAAAAAAUUACUAAAAAGUUUUCUGUCACUUUUUAUUUUAUACUAAAAACUUUCUGAAUGCCCUUUCUAGAGUAAUAGCAAACUUCUAAUAGAUUACAUUUAAUGUCUACACACACAAAGCUUUCAAUAGCUACCAAUCAAUACUUUCAUUGAUACUAUAAGCCACCCAAGAAAGGCUUCAUUUAUAUAAAGUAUUUGCUAGCUUUUGUGGAAACAUAGUUAUUGUAGUUGAGUUAUCUGUGUUAUCUGUGUAAGUGUGUAAGCUGCUCACACAAGAGUUCAGAAGUCUGUACAACUGUUUCUAGUUAAUUGCAUAGAAUGUUAGAGAUAUUUGGUUGUAUAGAGAUCUUAGAUUACUUAUGAAUUUUUUUAAUAUUGAUUCAUACAAUUACCAUCUAUCAAAUUUGAAAACAUUUAAAUAAUUUAUUAGAAAUGUUUUAAACAAUGUUAAAUGUAAUAGUUGAGGGAAUUAUUACUAGAGACUUUUUUCACUCAGCAAUCAUUUUUGUCAAAAGAAGUAACUACCAUAUCUGGUCUAAGAAGUUGAAAACUUAUUUAUGUCAAUACAUUUUUUUUAUCGUUCUUCAACAAAGUAAAGAAAAAAAUGAAAAUACUUUUCUAUCAUUCUGUGGGUCAACUCACAUAUGUUUCAUGUAGCUGCCAAAACUGUUGAGUUCUGGGUUUUUUUCUUAGAAAUCAUACAGAAAAUACAGGGGUAUUUUACAACAGAAUUAUUUUAUCUGCUUUAUUUUUUGCAAAUGUUUCUUUUCUUUAGUUGGCAACUCUGCUAAGCUCUAUCCUAUUGUACCUAUGCAAUCUGUAAAUAGAUUGAAAGAGUCCUGACUGGUCAUGGAACAUGUUUGUAAAUAUUUUUGUGUAUGCUCUGAAUACUCUACAGCCUCAAGUCAAGUCUGUCGCGUUGUCUGUAUGAUCAGCUGUGUAUUUAUUCUCUUAUUUCACACAUUUACGGAUGCAUUUCUGUCACUGCUGAAUCUGAACUUUACAUGCUGAAGAGUUCUUCCCACUACAGUGUACUGGUUGACAGAAUGUUUCUUCACUAAUCAACAUAAUCUAUAAUCAACAGAUACAAAUUACUUGUACAGAAAUUAAAAUUGUUUUAUAUUUUAAAAUUGAAAAGAUCCUUAAGCACUUACAUACAAUUGUAUUUAUUUAACAUUCUCAAUAGAAGUGAGUCCUUGUUACUCUUGUUUCAAACAAGAAAUAUCUAUUUAUAUCUACAACCGAAAUUGUUAUGACUCUAGAGUUAAGAUGUUUAAAACUUUAACUUUCAGUGAUUAUACUAGAUUAUUUUCUUUAAAGUGAUUAUACUAGAUUAUUGUAAUUUUACUAUUGCUGGUGCUUACAUUUCUAUUGAUCUAUACAUUUGUUUUAUACAUUUGAAAUAGUAAAAUAUAUAGUCAUUGGUUUUUAA
Biomphalaria glabrata is the source of this 11870-nucleotide messenger RNA. RefSeq lists its product as uncharacterized. Gene Ontology annotation, cellular component: plasma membrane. The transcript is spliced from 24 exons. The record is from RefSeq and is a predicted model, not a curated record. Gene Ontology annotation, molecular function: protein binding. Gene Ontology annotation, biological process: homophilic cell-cell adhesion. Lineage: Eukaryota; Metazoa; Mollusca; Gastropoda; Planorbidae. The coding region runs from base 16 to 9561 and encodes 3181 amino acids.